AUGAAUGAAUCUUUGCCUGUGUCUUCUCCAGCUCAUUCCCAUGUAGAUGUAGCACCUUCCCCUCAGGUUUCUCCUGCGCCCGUUGCUGUAUCUGAGGAUACUACUGAUCCACAAAUUGUGAAAGUGUUCGCUGCCCUUGCGUCCAUGGGAGAUCAGAUUAAACGGUUAACGAACAAAGUGGAAGUGUUUAAUGACAGAUACAAGAAGGUGUUUGAGCAGUACGCUCACAUACUGCGUGAAAAGUACCCAGAUAUUUCCAUAUUUGGGGAUAAUUAUCCUCCACCUGAUUGGAGACUAUGGCUUGCGCAGUUUUUGAGUGGUGCCAAACUCCUAACCAUUGUAAUGAUACUUGCAAACAUAAAUUUGUUCGAGUGGCUAGGACAAGAAGCCCCAUCAUGGUGGAACUGGUUCACCUCUAACAAAAUUUACGGCUGCAUGAUGAUCUUUUUCCUUUGCAAUGCUGUUGAAGGCCAGUUGGUGGCUACAGGAGCAUUUGAAAUUUCAUUUAACGAUGUUCCUGUCUGGUCAAAGCUAGAGACUGGUCGCAUUCCUCAACCUCCGGAACUUUUCCAAAUUAUUGAUAACCAUGUAAGGUUUAACCAAAACACAAAUUCAUGGAGUGAUAAAAUAUAACCUGAGCUAAGCUAAUGAGACUUAGCUUUGUGUUAGUUAUGUGCAAUGUGGAGAAGGUUCCGUAAAGAAACAGUACAUAAUGGCAUCAUGAAUUGGAGGAACUCUAAUAUGGUUGGUAAAUCCACCCAUUAUGCUAUCUUACAAACCACAAGCUCCAGACGCCUUUGUAUUCUGUCAAGGAGUGUUGUAAAGGGAAAUUGAACUUGAGGCCAGAGUGCUUUAGUAUUGUAUUUUUGUGAGCUGUAAUAGCCCUAAUACCAAGUUGUUGUCUAAUUGCUCAUUUCUUCCUUGUUAUGAAGGCUGAAAUUGAAAGCACACCAUGUGUUGAUUUUAGCUGGAAGUCUAUUUAAUGGGAGAACCGUGGAGUUAGACAGCUGGUUGUUAUGUAGUGGUUCUUACCGUAGUAUGUGUUGUGACAUUCUAAAUGUCCGUGUGUUGUAAUUCAUGUUGGAAAUACCAGAGAAGCUUAGGAGUUUUUAAGUUUUCAGGUUUCUUUUGGUUAAUAGACUUAGAUUUUUCAGUUGGUUAUCCAUGAAAUUCAUGCAGAAUCUGAAAAUGUAGUUCAGUCAUUUUAAACAAAAUAGAAUAUUUGAUCAAGACAAGUAAGCAUGUGUGAGAUUGUGUUAAGUGUAUUGCGUGGCUGCCAUGGAGAUACAGGUAGAAUUUUAAGUGAGGUAUUGAUAUCCCAAUGAAACUUUGUUUUGAUGGAGAUAACAUGUUGUUAAUAUAAUGUUGUGAUAUACAUAUUGCCACAUUGUGAUCAUAUCCUUGUAUAAAUGGAAUAUAUUAAGUACAGUAGUAAGAAAAUGGGUAAAUGUUGUUAAUUAUUUUAAUAAUAAAUGCCAGAAUUAUUUUCAUAGUUUUCUGUAUGUAAUUACAAGUAGAUGAUGACUUCAACCAAUUACAAGCUUUUCAGUUCCAUGUGGUUUUAUAAAGAUCAAAGUAAAUUAUUUAGCAUUAUUAUACUGUAUAAAGUAUGUUCAGGAUGCACUUGACUAACAUGUUUAUUGUAGCUUCGUGGAUAUCUAGUAACAUUUUAUUAAAAGAAAUUCCAUUGGACAAUGCCUUUUAGUUAAAAUUUCAGUUUUUACAAUGAAUAAUAAUUAGUUACAGAAUUUAACAUGCUGGUUGCUUCAUUUAUUCUUAAGUUUACUUCCUAGUUGAGGUUGCCUUUUUAAUGAGCCUCCUCUAACUUUUCCUGUAUUGUGCUUUCCUUUACUUACUCAUUUUUAUGUACUUUUUAUGUAUAUUUCAGUGCAGUGACUCAUUGGCUUUCUGUGACAUUUCAAUGACUUUUGCUGAUCCUCAGAUGUAUUCAUUUCAUAGCCUCUCUGUUUGUCCCUCCUCUCACCCAUUUAAGCGUUUCAUUUUCACCAUAUCUAAAUAAUUUUGCUGCUUACUUCAGUGAUGCAUCUUCUAGCCCUUAAAGCAUAGUGGGGCAUAAUGCCACCUUACAUACCUUGCCCUUCAGCCUCAUAUGGAGUCUCUUGUCACAAAGCUCAGCUGACCCCUUCCUCCAAUUACUAUUCCAUGUGGCUUGAAUUCGAUGGUAACCUGUUUAUCCAUAUAGUAAUCCACUGCAUCUGUUACCAAAACCAUGUACUUCAACACUCUUGAUGAUCAGUUGUCCUGGCUUAAUAUUGGCUUGCUGAUUAUCACCCCUCCCAUUUGUUAUAUAGUAUUGAGUUUUUGUUUGCUUUGUCUUCAUUCCUGUAUAGUGCAUAUCUCCACCUGUCUAGCUUUCUCUGGUUUCUGUAAUCAGAGCACUGUCAUAAGCAAAGAGCAGUCACCAGUGGGGCUUAUUCCUUCAAUCAUUGUCCAUUACUGUCGACCCCCAGUAUUCGCGAAGGAUGCGUACGACAACUCCCACGAUUUGCUAAAAUCCACUAAUACUCGGAAAAUCCUAAAAAAUGCUUAUACAUGAGUAUUUUAAUAGUUUUAUCACAAAAAAUGCAUUUAGUCAUGAAAAUUAUAUAAAAUAUAUAUAGUGAUUAGUGAAUAUUUCUUUAUGAAGAAUCCGUUAAUAAGUGAAUUUUCUGCAAGUAAUGGUUAUAUUAAGUUCCACAGAAAAAUCCACGAAUAGGUGACUCUGCAUAUCUGGAACUGCAAAUAAGCGGGGGUUGACUGUAUACAUCCUGCGCAAUAUUGUUGAACUUGAAGGGAUCAGUGCUGAUCCCUGGUGCAAUCCUGCUUUGACCUACAAGUUACUAGUCAUCCUGGCAUCUAUACAUUUCACAUAUUACAUAUUCUUCUGGUCUCUGCCACUUUUUCUAGGCCAAUAAAGCCCUUGCCUUUCUCCGUACUUUUCCAUUAGAACUUGGUGUACAGAGAAGAUAUUCCAUUGAUUGUAUCAGUUCUUUGUAUAAAUGCCUGUUAUUCUCUUCUAGUCUUGACCUCCUGUCUAGGUCUCCUCUUUAUGAUUAAUUGAAAUAUUUUUGGGGUAUGGGUCUUUAAUUCCUCUGCUGUAUAGGUCUCACUGCUUGGCUUGUGUCCUUUUUGUUUUAAAAGUUGGUUUUGUGUGCGCUUAUCAUUCUUCUGUUGCAGUUUUCUGCUCUGUAAUUUCUUUAUUAGGUCCCAAAGUCAACUCAUAGAGUCAACUCAUAGGUUGGCUGCCGUCAUUUCCUGUUAUGAGAGAGAAAUGAAUAACUAAGAACAUGAUCAAAGUAAAUGCCACCAACAAAGCAACAAAGAAGAAUGUCUUCUGGGAAAUCCUGAAUAGUUUUGUGGUAAAUUGGGCAUGCCUGACAUCCCCAACCACUGGCAUGAGACCCAGGGCAACAUGAUGUCAUUGUAAUGAUGCUUUUUUUUUUUUUGUGCCCCAUAUUGCUUGCAUUGGAGAUGAUGUUGGCUGUGGAACCCAGGCACAGAAAGAAUCUGAAAGAGAGUGCUGAUGCAAUAGCACUCCAAGAUGAGGAAAAUUGACCAAAUGAAUGAUCAUGUAGGUCAGGAUGGGUAUUAUGAUGAGAAACCUUGUGACAACAAGCAGAGUUAUGCAACCUGAUGAGUUAGUGUAAGUGGAUUCAUCCCACUUGAGUGCUAUGUGCACUGCACCAAAAUUUAACAAAGUAACACAUUUUGAUUUUCAAAAUAUUGAAAAUAACUUUAAUGAUGUAAUUAACUUUUAAAAAUAUAUAUAUUUUGUGGUAGUUUUAAAGUUAAUUGUACAUAGAAGCUACAUGAUUUUUUAAUAAGAUUUACCCAUUUAGUUCCAGAGAACCUAGAGUAAAUGAGCAUAUGUUCCAUUUUUUAUACACAGGAUUGUUAACCAUUGUAUUUCUUGUGAUUCUUAAACAGAGUCGUGAUUUACAUGUUUACUAGUCCAACUUUUAAAAUACCUUCUUUAUUAUACAUUCCUGAGUUUAUUCAUGUUAUUGGCAGUGUGUAUUGAAGGAUGUUUAGUAUUGUUCAUAAUAAAGGUAACCUACA
Molecule: messenger RNA, 4059 nt
Organism: Macrobrachium nipponense
Lineage: Eukaryota; Metazoa; Arthropoda; Malacostraca; Decapoda; Palaemonidae
Gene: SelT
Product: thioredoxin reductase-like selenoprotein T homolog CG3887
Exons: 5
Coding region: 1-633 (210 amino acids)
Biological process (GO): cell redox homeostasis
Cellular component (GO): endoplasmic reticulum membrane
Molecular function (GO): thioredoxin-disulfide reductase (NADPH) activity
Source: RefSeq, a predicted model, not a curated record